UGAGAAGGAGGGUGGAGAUAGGCAGUUUUUUACGGGGAUUGGUGUGAUCAGGUUUCAAUGCAAAGCACGUGUGAAUAGUCCAGUGCUGCUUUUUCAAUCUGUCACUGAUGCAGAGUGAGCAGGGAGAAUGGGGCAGGUCGGUUGGAAGGGUCUGUGUCUGUCGCUUUUUGAUUAUAAAACCGAAAAAUAUGUCAUUGCGAAGAACAAGAAGGUGGGAAUUCUCUAUCGAGUGGUGCAGCUGUCCAUCCUGGCUUACCUGGUGGGGUGGGUAUUUGUCGUCAAGAAAGGCUACCAGGACUCGGACACCUCCAUCCAGAGCUCCGUCAUCACCAAGCUGAAGGGUGUGGCUUUCACCAACACCUCGGAGCUGGGAGAGAGGCUGUGGGAUGUCGCCGACUAUGUCAUUCCCCCACAGGGUGAAAACAUUUUCUUCGUUAUGACAAAUCUGAUUGUGACCCCAAACCAAAGGCAGGACACGUGCCCUGAGAGUACUGGCAUUCGAGACGCACUGUGCAGCAAGAACAGGGACUGCCCUGCGGGGGAAGCUGUGAUAGCUGGCAAUGGGGUCAAGACUGGCCGCUGUUUGAAAGUCGGGAGCAACACCAAUGGGACGUGUGAAAUAUUAGCGUGGUGUCCGGUGGAGAAAAAGUCCAAGCCCAAGAAACCGCUUUUAGCGACUGCAGAAAACUUCACCGUUUAUAUCAAAAACUCGAUCCGCUUCCCUAAGUUUAAAUUCUCCAAGACUAAUGUGCUAAACACUGAUAAUGACUCCUACCUGAAACACUGCCACUACAGUGCACAGCACCUUUACUGCCCCAUAUUCCAUCUGGGCAAACUCGUGAGCUGGGCUGGGAACAACUUUCAGGACAUGGCAUCUGAGGGUGGUGUGAUAGGAAUUCAGAUUGAAUGGGACUGUGAUCUUGAUAAAGCUGCUUCUGAAUGCAACCCUCACUAUUCUUUUAGCCGUCUGGAUAACAAGUUUGCAGAAAAAUCCAUCUCCUCUGGAUACAACUUCAGAUUUGCCAAAUAUUACAGGGAUGCUGAAGGAGUUGAGUACAGGACACUGAUAAAAGCCUACGGAAUACGCUUUGAUGUGAUGGUGAAUGGCAAGGCAGGUAAAUUUAACAUCAUUCCAACGAUAAUCAACGUGGGUUCAGGACUCGCGCUUAUGGGUGCAGGGGCUUUCUUCUGUGACGUGGUGCUACUGUAUCUGAUGAAAAAGAGCAACUUCUAUCGAGGCAAAAAAUAUGAGGAAGUGAAGUCCACUUCAAGAAAGUCUUUACCAGGUGGAACAGCGAAUGGGAACCAGAACUCAGAAUCGCUGGCUACAUUAGAGCAGCUGAGACAACUACAGACAGUUGAGACCUAAGGGUCUGUCAACUGGAAAACAUGUUCCAUAAAGACUACAAUGGUAAAACACAGCAACCAAACUUUGAGGUGGAGACAGCCAUGGUCAGGUCUAUUGUAUCAUUUGGAUGCUCAGAGAAGAGGUCAGUUAUAGCUAUUCUGUUCAAGAGAGCAGUUUGCUAAAAAUAUCACCCCUUCUGAUCUAAGGCACUCUUCCCUAUCUUGAGCUGGUGACUCCUGUGCCAUUGCUACAGAACUUUUGUAUUAUAAAGAAAAAUGUAGAAGAAACCAGGCAACAUUUUUAUAUGCACAUAAAUAGAUAACCAGCAUUAUUCUGUAGCCCUGCAUUGCUUCUGCUAGUGAAAGGUCAGUGACAAAGACACGUGGCAUUUGACAUUGUUAGGAGAGUUGAGGUUGGGAAACCAGAAUCGCCUUCUGUUCAGCUGCACUGCAACACCAGUUCCCAAGUCCUGUAUGAUCUACCUGUAAGAGCAGAUUGAAAUCCUUUGGGCUGGUGCUGAGAUAAAUAAGAUCCGGCGUUCCAUUCAAUUUGUCUGUAAUUCAAGUAACAUCAUACAAAGGCAAAGUGACUCUCAAGAUGUUUUCAGAGGAAGAGCCCUUAUUCUAUAGACCAUGGUAUCCUCCUAUUUCCAUAGAAGCACUUUACCAACCCCACUCCAAAACCAACCAGGCUCAGUGAUAUUUGCAGUUGGCCUGGCAAAGCUCUCAUGAGCAAAUUAAUAUAGAACUUUUGUUAAAUCUAGUGUUUAAAAAUGCCAAAAUAACCUACAGUAAAGGGAUGAAGUUUGUCCUCUAGUAAUUGGUCCAGGUAACUUGACAUUUUGGGGUACAAGAAAGCAUAGUGUGGCAUAGCAGGUAGCUGAUCAGGGGAAUAGUUUGAAACAAGUUGGGUGAUGCUUCUAAGGAAGUUGACAUAUGCUUUUAAUACUGGCCUGAUGUUAACACUUUUGUCUGAAUUUUCUUUUGGACAAACAGCCAUUGGAAGCUGAAUACGGAAAGAAAGUAUCAAAUAUUCAGUGUGUUAACAGUGUGCAUCAAGGCAUCUGUCAAUAACAGCACAUUCAAUGACCAAGCCUCCCUUCAUUGACCAGUUGGUUUCAUGCUUUUCUCAGCAACUCCUUUUUAUUGUCACUGUGCUUUUUGUUUGGUUCAGGGAUGAUUAUCCUCUCUACCUUACUUACUGAUUCCUGACAAAGGAGGAACUUGAUGCUUCUGCCAGUAGGAAUGGAUAGUCAGAGUUACUGGAUCAGGCAGCUCUAGUCAGGGACAGCUACUCUGUCUGUUUUGUUAUCCACAGUUUGACAUGUGGGUGUGUGGAGAGGAAUAGCACCAAUUGGACUUUGUUUCCCACGUCAUUCUGUAUCUCCCAACCUACUACAAGUUACAGGAUUUAUUUAAAAGUUAGAAAUCUAAUACUUAACUUUUUUUUUGGUUACACGGCUUUUGAAAGGACGAUGAGCCUUUGUUUCUGACUCACAAAACUCUAUGACCUAAAUUCAGAUGGUGAUAUAACUUCCCAAAAAUGGUAGGAAAAAAUACUAGGAAGCAAAACCACAAAAGUCAAUUCUACUUGGCUCUGUGCUUCCUUAGGAUGAAUUUGACUCACUAGCCUUGGAUGAAAAUGGUAGGUGAUGAAGAUUAAGCUGCCUUGCUUUGAAAUAUGACAUUAAUAGCCCCGGGUCAGGCUUUUCACUCAAUUCAAAAACAACAACUGGUGAUUGACUUUAAGGUGAAACCUGACAGCAUUGGCUUGAUGCAAACAGGACCGUGUAAAUUUAACUAAGCCAACAUAACUCAAUCUUAACCAUCUAUACUUAAGUAGUUUUUGAAGCUGAAACAAAUAUAAUACAACGCUAUAUCACCUCCUACUACCGUAUGAUUCACUCAAGCAGCUCAUCACAAAUAAAAACAAGGCUAGGCCUGUUCUGUAGUCUAAUACUUUAACUUGCCAAAAUAAUGUUACCUUGUUAGAAAGGACCUAACCCACUUCCUGAGUUGAAGGCUUUAGGUCCCCCAUCACAAAACUCAAUCCCCAUCCUAUAUAUAUAUUUUUUUAAGGUAAGUCAGUACAGAGAUUAGUCAUAAACAGUAACUAUCAGAUUCUCAGGAGUCUUUUUACAAAAUUUGAUAUUUUUCCUUGGAGUUAAUAUAUAGCAAUGGAAUUUGUUUAUUGUAGGAUAAUGUCUUUUCUGUAUGUUGUAUUAUUUUAGAUAAUUAACCAUAUACAUGCUGGUUUCCCCAUUUUGUUUUGAAAUGCAUACAUAACAUUUGAACAGUACAAGUAUAUUAAUAAAGCUGCCCAUCUAAGUUAACUAAAAUGCCCAUGUUUAAAAGAUGCAUGACUCAAUAUAGAAAAAUAGCUUUGACGGAAUUCAGUAACUAGACCAUGUUAUUUUGCAGGAGACCAAAGGUAUAUUGACUGUAAAUAUAUAGUGUGGCAGACAGUAUUUAUAGUAUUGUCAAUUUCCCUCUUUCAUAUAUAACUACUUUGUUUCAAUAUUAAGUAAAGUUUAAAAUAGAGGGCAGACUAUUUAAAAAGAGCAUUUCAAAGUACAAGUGGGAAAAUGUUUUACACAAUGUUCUGUGUCACUGGUUAGUAAUUUAUGCUUCAGAAUAGGGUGAAUUGCAAAAAUGCUACUGCUGAUUCAGUUUUAUCCUUGUAUGGAAAUACUGCUAAGUGUGCUUUAGAGCCCUGUCACCAUACAAGUGCAGAGACUAUAUACCCGCUCACUCAGAAAACUGAUGAAGAGGGAUUGUAGGGCCUGUCCUAUAGCUGAAAGCUGCAGUUUACAGCUCAGUCUGUCCUUGAUUUUCUUGCAGAAAAUGAAAUAUAUUACCACAAUAAUGCAUUGUAAGUUUGGGGAAAUACUAAGUGAGUCUAUUCCAGAUCUCCGGCUGUGGGUUUGUUCAUUUUAGCUAUAAUGGAUACUGAUUCAUAGGACACUGUGGUUUCCUUUGGCAUAAUGUAGUAUUAUGUCAGUGGAAAGCAUUGUGCAAAUACCACUAAAAACCCAAAACAGUGACUCAUGACUGUACUACUUAUUGCCUUUUAUAUCUGCCAUUACAAAAAGUAUGCUCUGCAAAAGCAAUGCAUGGAAGAGAUUGAAAUGUUUUAGUAACUUUAAUUUCCUAUUUGUAAAGUGACUGUACCCAGGAUCACAGCACUUACACUAAGGAUCCAUACAAAUAAGAUACUUCUGUCCAGUUUCAUGUACAUUUAAUUACAUAUUACCAUGAAACUAA
This is a messenger RNA of Trachemys scripta elegans, 4611 nucleotides long. RefSeq names its product purinergic receptor P2X 5 (gene P2RX5). The transcript has 12 exons. Lineage: Eukaryota; Metazoa; Chordata; Testudines; Emydidae. The record is from RefSeq and is a predicted model, not a curated record. Gene Ontology annotation, biological process: response to ATP; monoatomic cation transmembrane transport. Gene Ontology annotation, cellular component: nuclear inner membrane; plasma membrane. The coding region runs from base 128 to 1369 and encodes 413 amino acids. Gene Ontology annotation, molecular function: ATP binding; purinergic nucleotide receptor activity; extracellularly ATP-gated monoatomic cation channel activity.